Molecule: messenger RNA, 1130 nt
Organism: Drosophila innubila
Lineage: Eukaryota; Metazoa; Arthropoda; Insecta; Diptera; Drosophilidae
Product: protein rhomboid
Exons: 4
Coding region: 115-867 (250 amino acids)
Cellular component (GO): membrane
Molecular function (GO): serine-type endopeptidase activity
Source: RefSeq, a predicted model, not a curated record
UAAACGCAGCGGACGUAGCGUUCGUUCUUCGUUGUUUUCAGUUGAAUAUUUUGCUUAAGUAUUUCUGUUGUUUCGAAUUAAAAGUGUGACAGUGUGAUAAGUGUGUGUGCGAAAAUGUCGCUGUCUCACAUUGACAGCAACAAGAACACAAAGGAUGCCAAGUUGCUGCUGCCAAUAUAUCCUCGCGUUGCGCCUUUGCAGAAAAUAUUCAUUGAUGAUUUGACGGCGACACAUUCGAUGGAUCGACGUCGUCAAUGGCGUGUGCCCUGGUUCAUUUUAUUGAUGUGCUUUAUGCAGAUAUCGCUGCAUCUGAUUUCCAAUGAGUGCAUGCAACGGCGUCUCAUCUAUAGGCCGGAAUCAUGCCACGAAUAUUGGCGCUACUUUACCUACAUGCUGCUUCAUGCGGACGUUUGGCAUUUGAGUAUUAAUAUGUGUCUUCAGUGCUUUAUUGGGAUCUGGCUGGAACUGGAGCAGGGUCAUUGUCGUGUGGGCCUGGUUUAUAUUGCGGGCGGCAUUUGUGGGGCAUUGGCCAAUGCCUGGUUGCAGCCGGAGCUGUUGUUGUUGGGUGCCUCCGCGGGCGUCUAUGCGAUGCUGUGCAGUCAUGUGCCGCACCUGGUUUUGAACUUCUCACAAUUGUCGCAUCGCUUUGUACGCAUUGCUGUGAUUUUGAUAUUGCUAGUCAGUGAUGUCGCAUUCACAGUUUAUCAUUUUUGCAUCAAUCACAACCGCAAUCCCCGCAUUAGUCUUGACGCCCAUCUGGGUGGCAUUUUGGCCGGUUUCCUUUGCGGUUUCAUCUUUUAUCGGCGACUGGAGCGCAUAUCCACAACAACAACAACUUGGCAUUUUUUGAGUACUCGAAGUGCCUAAUACUAAUUAAUUCCAUUGUCUAUAUAUAGACACACUGUUUUUAGCUUUACAUUAGUCUUAAACCAUUUAGAAUUCCACACGAAUCGCAGGAGAGGUUAAUUAUACAAUCUUUCCAUCAUUAUUUUGUCCCAUUUUUUUUUUUUUUUUUGGCAACUUGAGUGAUUUUUAUGGUCACGUACUUUUAGGGCUAUUCAUAAUUAUUUUUAUCAUUCUUUGCUAUAAGAGAACAAUUGCUUGAAUAAAUGUUAUUUUACACUUUCGAA